Messenger RNA from Morchella sextelata, 378 nucleotides. RefSeq lists its product as uncharacterized. Lineage: Eukaryota; Fungi; Ascomycota; Pezizomycetes; Pezizales; Morchellaceae. The transcript has 5 exons. Bases 1 to 378 code for a protein of 125 amino acids. The record is from RefSeq and is a predicted model, not a curated record.
AUGCUUCGACUGUUUGGACAACGUGGAGUCCGUGUGGCUACUCGCCGCAUUGCACAACAACCCGAACAAAAACAGAAGGCUUCCGAGUCUGAAGCUAAACAUCAGUCGGUUCCUAGUGGCAAUGAUCGUUUGUGGAAUCAUGUCGAUAAAUUGGACGAUCGUGUCUCUGCCCUGACAAUGGACCUUGGAAAUUUCAAAGGGGAUGUCAGUAAAUCUAUCGGAGAACUUGCUUCGAGGACGGAACAGGGUUUCGGGAGCAUAGAAACGAUCACCGAGAAGAACCAGGGGGAACUUAAAGCCGAUAUAAAGCCGCUUGUUUGGCAAGUCCGUAUCCUACUUGGAGGGGCGUCACUAGUAUGUUAUGGUGUUUCUCGUUAA